Toxorhynchites rutilus septentrionalis is the source of this 2361-nucleotide messenger RNA. RefSeq names its product lipase maturation factor 2-like. The transcript has 4 exons. NCBI's taxonomy places the organism in Eukaryota, Metazoa, Arthropoda, Insecta, Diptera, Culicidae. The record is from RefSeq and is a predicted model, not a curated record. Gene Ontology annotation, biological process: protein maturation. Gene Ontology annotation, cellular component: endoplasmic reticulum membrane. The coding region runs from base 242 to 2194 and encodes 650 amino acids.
CUUUGUCAAGCAGAUCAAUCUCAUUUUAAUCGCUGUUGGGCCCGGACGUGAAAUUUCCAGCCAAACUCUGAUCAAAACCCUGUUGCUCAUCUUGGAAACCACUGUGGCGCAAGCAGAAGGGAAUCUGAAAUUCGGAGAUAACCUUGGAAGAGUUCUGAAAGCGUGUCUAAUUUUCUCCCAUUCGUCGUGAACAUUGUCGUACCCCGUGGAGGAUCGGUGUGCCAGAGGGGCGAACGGUGAGAUGAAAUCGACGAAAACGACGGAUUCUGGCGAUGCCGUUACUAGCAAAGAUGAUUGUGCUCAGGGGGAGGAAAUGCAUCCUCCACCACUGGUCCGGAAUUUGAUCCUGAGGGCGAUGUGUGGAGUUUAUUUGGUUGCGUUUUUGAGCUUCUACGUCCAGGCGGAAGGAUUAUACAGCAACUCCGGUAUCCUCCCGGCGAGUCGAGUGCUGGCGAACGGCACUAUCCAGGAGCGCUUCAGUUUGCUUCGGUUGGCACCACUACUGGGACUGGACGCACAGUUGGCGAUUGAUCUCUUCUGCCUGGCCGGCUGUGUGAUCGCGUUUCUGGGGUUGAUCUUCAAAGACCUUUGCCGAUUAGGCAGUUUCAUUGCAAUGUGGACCCUGUACUUCUCGUUGGUUCAAAUAUCACAAACCUUCCGUCAGCAGGCGGAUGAGUUAUUGCUGGAGGCUGGUUUCCUCUGUAUCCUCUUGGCGCCGCCAAAGCUCAGCGAUCCUCGCGGUCCGCUCGAGGACUUGGCGCUGCUGUUGAUGAAGUGGCUCCUGUUUCGGUUUGUGUUUGCCUCCGGCUCGGUGAAACUUGCCAGCGGCUGUCCGCUGUGGUGGAAUUUAACAGGGCUGAAGAAACACUACGAAACCAUGCCCCUUCCAACCUCUUACAGUUGGUACACUUACCAGCAACCGGAUGGGUUGCACAAAUUGAGCACCAUUUAUGUUUAUGUGAGUGAACUAGUUUGCUCGUGGUUAUUUUUCGCUCCGAACCAAAAGGUUCGAUUGUUUUCCCUCUGGUGGCAAGUGUUUCUUCAUGUAAACAUUAUCGGUAGCGGAAACUAUGGAUUUUUGAGUCUCAUAGUGAUGACACUUUUGUUAACGUUGGUGGAUGAUAACACAUUAGCUGGGGAAGUUAAGUUGCCACGGAAGGAGGAUAAAACUGGAGCCAUGGCGGUGAAGGUGAUCGCUGUGCUGAUGGCACUUGGAACGUGGUUGAUGUUCGGUGUUGGAUUCACGAAUGGAGAGCUAGCGUUCAAGUUGCUGUUCAACCGUUCGCAGUAUCUGAGGAUGAUGCAAAUGAUGGUACAAAUGUCGCCACUCCUGGUGAUGGGGUUAAUGAUCCAGAAUAUUUUGCGCAUCGCCAUGAACCAGACGGGGGCAACCAAUGUGGUUGAUGGCUUCCGAAAGUUUUCAAAGAACGGCCAAUUUUUUCUGUCAACUAUAGUUGCCUUCGUGAUUUUUCUCGCUUCAAUAGUUCCACAUCUUCAGCUGACGCAUACAACGGCGCCGGGCUCAUCAAUUCUCACCAAACCCUAUCAUGGUCUUCACAAUAUAUAUGUUGUUAAUCAGUAUGGUCAACAUUUGAUUAAAAUGCGACCGAAACGGUUGGAAAUAAUCCUCGAGUAUUCAGACAACCUUUCCGGGCCAUGGCAGGAGUACGGCUUUCAGUACAAACCAUGGAACGACGAAGGAUCUAUGCCAUAUGCUUGGGUCUAUUUUCCACGCUUUGAUUUCAAAUUCUACGACGCUUCGAACGCUAAGCCGAACACGCAGAAGUGGGUCUAUCCGUUGGUGCAACGAUUGCUACAGAAUGAUCCGGCCGUUCUCAAUCUACUAGAUCAGGACCAUCUACCGACUAAGGCUCCAAAGUUCAUCAGGGCCUCUUUGUACCACUUCAGCUUUACGUCCUGGUUCGAUGGAAACAGUACAACCUUUUGGACAAGACAACGCGUCGAAGACUACUUCGCACCUUUUUCCCUCGAUGACGGGUUCCUGGAGAACAAACUUAGAGACGUUGGCGUUCCUGCAGUGGCCGCGAGCUCAAAUGCCCUGAAUCUUCCGCUCAAAUGGUUACUGAAUGUGGUAAGAAGAUUCCUCGGCUUCUUCGAGGGCGCUUAUCUUGUGUUGGGAGUUCUGGCGGCUGCCACUGUGAUGAUAAUCACUCAAAACAACAAUUCUGUCUGAAUGUUUGGUCAAUUAAUGCUCUGCACAAAAUGCGCAUCUACAAAAUCACCAAUAGCUAACUAGUAGUGUUACUCCGUAAUAAAAGCCGCAUUGUUACCUGCAGGAUAUAUGCUAAUGAAUAAAAUGUCAAUUAAAGUGGACCGGAGCUCUGGAUCUCAUCACCUAAA